Molecule: messenger RNA, 2139 nt
Organism: Microthlaspi erraticum
Lineage: Eukaryota; Viridiplantae; Streptophyta; Magnoliopsida; Brassicales; Brassicaceae
Source: the annotation of a GenBank genome assembly
AUGGAGAUCACAGUUAUAGCUGUAAAAGACCCGAGUGAAGCAUUGUCUACUCUUAAAACUGAAAGAAACAAUAUCGAUCUCAUACUCACAGAUUACUACAUGCCUGGCAUGAACGGUCUACAACUCAAAAGACAAAUUGAUCAAGAAUUUGGAAAUUUACCGGUCAUAGUGAUGUCAUCGGACACCAACAAAGAACAGGAGAGUUUAACUUGUGGAGCGAUGUGUUUCAUUCCAAAACCCAUCGAAAAUGAUGACUUAUCCAAGAUAUACCAACUUGCUUUAACCUAUAAGAGGAAUGGUAAGUCCAUAUUAUAUACCGAGAAUAUCCAGAAGGACAAAGAUGUUAGUGUCCCUCAGCAAAUCCAGUUGCUUCCUGCACAAGCUAAUGUCUUGAAGACCAAGAAGAAGAAGUGCUCAUCAAGAUCAGAUCCAAGAUCCGUUACCAGUACAAAUGGAAGUUGUCAUAGUACCGAUGGUUCAGGAAAAGAUCGAAAAAGAAAUUCAAACGGUAGUUCUGGUGAUGAUGUUGAGUCUCCGCCACAGCCCACCAAGAAGAAGAGUAAGAUCCAGUGGUCGGAUGAUCUUCACUUCAAGUUCUUACAAGCUAUCAACCAUCACGGUCUUGACAAGGCUGUGCCAAAGAAAAUCUUAGAGUUCAUGAACACCACACCGGACGUACCAUACUUGACAAGAGAGAACGUCGCCAGCCAUUUACAGAAAUAUCGACAAUUCUUGAGGAAAGUUGCGAAUCAAGGUUUGAGCGUUUUGCCGAAUGGGGGCAUAGACUCGAUGUUUUCCCAAGCUCACAUCAGAGCUCCGUACUGCAGCUAUUACCCACCAUCUGCUUCUUGGUACGAAACAAGUCUCAACAAUAGAUCAAUUUUCUCUAAACCUAGACAAGCUCUUGGACAGUCUAGACUCUUAUCCAACACACGUGAGCCGGUCCGCUUCAACCAAAGCCCUUACAACUACAUGAACCGGUCAUCCACCUACGAACCACGCCGUAUUGGAUCAAGCUCGUCCCUGCCCAUCAUAAGCAACCUCAACUUCUCAUACCAACAACCAUCUCAAAACGAAGGAAGAAGCUUUUUCGAACCAGCUUUGAUGGCUAACAAAACCGGCCAGUCAUCUCAAGUUCUUGAGUUUGGACAACAGGGAGUGUCGGCUACUAAUGGUAAUAACUUCAACAACAACAUGAUAAGCAGCUAUGGAAGUUUGGUUCCUAAUCAACUAGGAACGAACAGCUAUGGAAGUUUGGUUCCUAAUCAACUAGGAACAAACAGCUAUGGAAGUUUAACUCCUAAUCAACCAGGACUCAGCAGCCAUGGAAGUUUGAUUACUCCUAAUCAACCAGGAAUGAGCAGCUAUGGAAGUUUAGUCACUCCUAAUCAACCAGGAACGAGCAGCUAUGGAAGUUUGCUUACUCCUAAUCAACCAGGAAUGAGCAGCUUUGAAAUUUUAAACUCUAGUCAACCAAGACAGACUAACCAUGGUUUAACUUCUAAUCAACUCGGAAGUUUUGGAAAUUUAACUCCUAAUCCAGGAUUGAGCAGCCAUGGAAGUUUAGCUCCUAAUCAGCCAGGACUCAGCAGCUAUGGAAGUUUGACUCCCAAUCAACCAGGACCUAGCCAGUUCUCGUACGGGGUGCAAUCCUUCUUAAACAAUGAGAAUACUUCAUAUCAGCCUCAACCACCUGCCAAUGCAACUACUCAGCCACCUCCUGAAGUUCCUCAGCUAGAAAACCUCAACUUAUAUGAUGAAAACCUCGGCAGUACUAACGAGCUUCCUUGGGAUAUAAGUAACUUUCUGUUUGACCACAACAAGCAGCAACAAGGAGAAGCGGCUCCCACCACCAACUCUGACCUCCCUGCAAACUUUUCGACUGAACUGAAUCAGAAUUUCUCUCUUGAAGAAGAUGGUGACUGGACCUUUGUUAACGUCAACCAGGGUCAUUCUAAUGUUGAAACAUCGAACACUUUCGCUGCUCCAGAGAUGACUUCUUCAGUUCCCAACAUGAACCCUAAACAUGCUCAGGAACAAGUUGAUCCGGAGUUUAUCGACUGGGCGUUAUUGGACCAGCAGGAUUUGGUUAAUGAAUUCGACUUCACGAACUCUCUGUUCGACAAUGACAUGAACUGA